Molecule: messenger RNA, 2481 nt
Organism: Morchella sextelata
Lineage: Eukaryota; Fungi; Ascomycota; Pezizomycetes; Pezizales; Morchellaceae
Exons: 4
Coding region: 1-2481 (826 amino acids)
Biological process (GO): protein phosphorylation
Molecular function (GO): protein kinase activity; ATP binding
Source: RefSeq, a predicted model, not a curated record
AUGCAGCGGUACAAUACGCAAAGUAAUAGAGACAGCGGCUCCUCGGGCGAGGGCUAUAUUGCAAGUAAUGAGCUUGUUGAUCCGGAAUCGCUCUAUACAAAACAAAACCAGAUCGGGGGAGGCAGCUUCGGCAAAGUCUACAAGGGGGUCGAUAAGCGAACUGGUCAGGCCGUAGCCAUCAAGGUCAUCGAUGUCGAAAACGCGGAAGACGAGGUCGACGACAUCAUCCAAGAAAUCAAUAUCCUCUCCGAACUUCAUUCGCCAUUCGUCACAAAGUACUACGGUUCGUAUCUGAAGGGCUCGGAUCUAUGGAUCAUCAUGGAAUAUUGUUCUGGUGGUAGUUGCGGAGACUUGAUGAAGCCUGGCGUCAUUGCGGAGGAGUACAUUACCAUUAUAAUUCGAGAGUUAUUGAUGGGGUUGGAAUACCUACAUAGUGAUAACAAGCUUCACAGGGACAUUAAAGCUGCAAAUGUCCUUUUAGGGUCAAACGGUCAGGUUAAACUCGCAGAUUUCGGUGUUUCUGGACAGCUUACAGCUACAAUGACAAAGAAGAACACCUUUGUUGGAACACCAUUUUGGAUGGCCCCGGAAGUUAUCAAGCAGUCCGGCUACGACCAGAAGGCUGAUAUUUGGUCAUUGGGCAUCACCGCCAUAGAGCUUGCCCUUGGAGAACCUCCAUAUUCAGACAUCCACCCAAUGAAGGUGCUUUUUCUGAUUCCCAAAAACACCCCCCCAACAUUGGAAGGAAAUUUCACAGAAAGAUUCAAAGAGUUUGUGUCAAUGUGUCUACAAAGAGAUCCAAGGGAUCGUCCAACAGCAAAGGAGCUCUUGAAACACCCAUUCGUAAAAAGGGCGAAGAAGACCACGUAUUUGACCGAAUUGAUUGAGCGUCAUGAACGUUGGGUUAUUGAGAAUGGGAACAAGAAAGGGCAUGAUGAUGAUACCAAUUCCAAUGCCUCAGACACUAUGGAUAGUAGAGUCACAGAUGACUCAGAUGCGGAAAGCGAUUUAUGGGACUUCGGAACCAUCAGACCUAUGGGUGGCGGAAGAAAUGGGGAUGGCGGUGCGGGUUUAAAGAGUUUAUCUGCGGCCGAGGCAAACAUGCGGUACGUUGCAAACAGCAUUGAUCAAGAUUUUGUCGAUGGAUCAAAAAUUGGGCGAAUCGUACAGUCACCUCAGAUUCCCCGACAAGUUCCACCUGUUCCUACCUAUAACACCAGGAACCCAUCACCAACGAGGGAUAUCCCACCUGCUGCACCGCCUCAUGCUUCUGGGAGAGACUCGGGGUAUGCUUCUUCUGGUACAGUGAGGGGGCUAGGCAAACCUCCUCCAUAUAAAGUAAAUACCCCUCCAAGGGAGCCACUUUCGCAGCAGAAAACUUCCAGUUCCCCCGGAUACCAGCAAGCAUACCAACAGCAACAUAUACAGCCGCAGCCGCAGCCGCAGCCGCAGCCCAAUUUAUCUGGAAGAUCAAAGUUUGACCAAAUCCAAAGUCCUAGUAACCACCGGAAAGUAAGUAGCUCAUCCGAGCACGACAGAAACUUUCAACAAGAACUUGCCCAGGACAUGGGUUGGAUGAAAUUGGCAAACUCAGGACCCAUGGGCCCAAGGGAUAGAGAUAUCACUCCAAGAGGGCCCCCGGCACCAGUAAAGAGUCUAGUUGGAGACAGUAGAAUUGAAGUAGAACUGAAAUCCGGUCUUUCAACACCAGGCAGUGCCUUUGGUGAACCUAGACCUGCAUUCUCCCACGCUCAAAUGUCUAGACAAAAUUCCAAUGAGAUUGUCUCAGAACAGAUGAGGCGGCAGCAACAGCAGCACCAAAUGGCUCUUAAAUCACCCCCAAUGGUGCCACCACCAGGACUUCACCAUCCACGAAGUACACAGCAGUUACAGCCAGGGCCCCCAUUGCCGCCGUCCCAUGGUCAUUCCAGUAGCAUUAGUAGUAAUCAUCAUCACCAGCUCCCACAACUCCCAUUACAGCACCCCACACAACAUCCAUCACAGCAAGACCUACGACGGAUAUCGCAAGUGCAAAUGCAGCCUCCACAGCCGCAACCACCGCAACCACAACCACAAGUUAAAACUACAACACCCGAACCGCCAGAACUCACUGCUCUUGAUGGUGUUAUUCUUCCGGCGCUUGAAGCCGCACUGCAACGAAGAACCUAUCAUCUCCAAAUGGCUAUCCGUAAGGCGCAGCAAUCAUCAUCGCCCAGUGCGCAGCAGAAAGUCCAAGAAACAGCGAAAGCUCAUGAUCGUCUAAAGAAGCAAGUUUAUAAAGCGGCAAGCCUAUUUAGGGAUAUCGAACAGGCAGAUAAUAAUCAUUCAGUGGGCAUGGGUGGCGAAGUUAAUGGGUUUUUAGAGGGAUUUCUCGAGGAGGUGCUAGUUAGGGUAGAGGCGGAAGAUGACGAUGGCAUGGGAAGUCCAGAACAGUUACGCCAAAGAAGGAGAGAAGAUGAGGGCCAGGGACAACGAUGGUAA